AUGAAGCUUCGGUACGCGAUGGUGUGCUCGUCAAAUCAGAAUCGGAGCAUGGAAGCCCAUGCGCUAUUGAAGAGAGAAGGCUUUGACGUGUCAUCGUACGGUACUGGGCAACACGUUAAGCUCCCUGGUCCUUCCCUCAGAGAACCUAAUGUCUAUGAUUUUGGCACCCCCUACAAGCACAUGCUCGAAGACCUCCGCCGCAAAGACCCCGAAUUAUACCGGCGAAAUGGGAUACUAACAAUGCUUAAGAGAAACGUGGCAGUAAAACUCGCUCCUCAGCGUUGGCAAGAGAAUGCAGCUGAUGGUACCUUUGAUGUGGUACUUACAUUUGAAGAAAAAGUUUUUGAUAUGGUCGUUGAAGAUCUCCACAAUCGGAAUCAUGUGCUUUUUAAACCCGUUCUAGUGAUCAACUUGGAAGUAAAAGAUAACCAUGAGGAGGCGGCUAUAGGGGGUCGGCUUGCUUUACAAUUGUGCCAGGAGCUUGACGGUAUUGAAAAUUGGGAGGACUUGAUAGAUGAUCUAGUGAUUAAUUUCGAGAGGCAAAAUAACCGGAAGCUCCUGUACAGCAUUUCCUAUUACUGA
Molecule: messenger RNA, 582 nt
Organism: Fraxinus pennsylvanica
Lineage: Eukaryota; Viridiplantae; Streptophyta; Magnoliopsida; Lamiales; Oleaceae
Source: the annotation of a GenBank genome assembly